AUGCCCUAUUGCGCGGAUACUGGGGCGGAAAAGAGCAUCAUCAGUGCUCGGAAACUGAUUGAACUAAAGAAGUUAGGAAGUCUUGUGAAAACCACUACGUUGACGUCGCCGAUUAUCUGCGAGACGGUCGGAAAGCACAAGAUUUUGGCGAGUCGCUCCGUUCUUCUCCGGAUUAUGCUACAUACAGCUGCUGGACCUGUCACACCAGUAAAGCCGUAUGAAGUGUUAGUGAUUGAUGAAGAUGAAGAAGAAUUCAUCUUAGGCGAAGACAUCCUUACUGAUCUUGGUAUUAGUAUUGAUCGACAGUUGGAGCAGUUGGCUAAGGAGACCUCAGCGGAUGAUGGCGACCCCAUACCGGUUGAAGACGCUUUCCGAGCCGGUUGUACACCGGAUGAGGAGGUUCGCCAAGCUGUUGAGGGCAUGAUUAUGACAGCGAUUGAGAAUGGCUUUCCAGCAGACAAAGAAGACAAAUUACGGACUAUUGUAUAUAUGUACGAUGUGUGGAGGAUCCGGCUUGGACCAGAUCCACCUGCCAAGGUCCCGCCAUUGGAAAUUCGACUGAAGAAAG
This is a messenger RNA of Phytophthora nicotianae INRA-310, 568 nucleotides long. RefSeq lists its product as hypothetical. The annotation marks the transcript as partial. Lineage: Eukaryota; Oomycota; Peronosporomycetes; Peronosporales; Peronosporaceae. The record is from RefSeq and is a predicted model, not a curated record. The transcript has a single exon.